AUGGAUGUAACUUUUUUGGAGUUCGAGACAUUCUUUCAUGACCCAGUAUCUAAUUCUUCACUUCAGGGGGAGACACGGAGUAAAGCACAGACUUGGAGCACCUUAGAAGAUGGAAAAUUUGAAGUAUGGAUGAAAAUGACCAGUCAUUCUGACAAUAAAGCCUCGUCGCUUCAAUUAGUAAGCUCUAUGGACAAAACGACCAGUCGUUCUGAUUCUAACGACUGGUCGUUCUAA
Prunus armeniaca (apricot) is the source of this 234-nucleotide messenger RNA. The record is from the annotation of a GenBank genome assembly. NCBI's taxonomy places the organism in Eukaryota, Viridiplantae, Streptophyta, Magnoliopsida, Rosales, Rosaceae.